AUGUAUCUACAAUCGAAUAUACGAAGAGAAGUGCUUUUUUUGCUUCUUUACAUCAUUAUUUGCAACUUGACUCAAAUUAAUACAGGAGCCGCUAUGGGAUACUCCUCUAUAGUACUUCCGGUAUUGACAAGUAAUAUGUCAUCGAUAACUUUAAAUGAAAUGGAAGUACCAUUGUUUGUUUCUAUUAUAUCAAUCACCCAAAUCAUCGGUAGCCUUUUAUGCCUUAUUACUAUGAGCUAUGGAAGAAAAUGUACCAUGAUAGUAUGCGGUAUAAACUUUUCUUUAGGAUGGAUUCUGAUUGCGAGUAGUUAUAACGUAAUACAACUCUUUAUUGGUAGAGCACUAACAGGAAUUGCCAUGGGUCUUAGUUCAUCUUCCAUUGAAAUUUAUUUAGCAGAAAUUUCUAUACCUUCAUGGAGAGAAAUGAUUACAACUACUCCGAAUACAUCGCUUUCUGGUGGAGUUCUAAUCGUCUAUUUUCUAGGAUUUGUUGCAGAGAACAAUUGGAGACUGAUAGCAGCAUUUUUUAUUAUACUAUCGAUAUUGUCUCUGUUGUGCAAUAUUUUUUUCGUCCAAGAGAGUCCUGAGUGGUUGCUCUUAAAAAAUAGAAAAGAGGCAGCUCAUAUCUCUUUACUUCGCAUUCGUGGUUUACGUCAGGAAACGAUAGAAUUCCAAAAAGAAUUUACCGAAAUGAGGAAUUGUAACGAAGUGGCAAAUAAUUCUGAAAUGCCAAGAAACUGUCAACCAGAUGUUAUCUUAAGUACAGAGAACGAAAAGGAGUCAUCUCCGAGCUGGAAUGUGAGAAAUAAACUCAGGCGUAUCCAAAAAACAACAGUUUUACCAGAAGUAUGGAAGCCGUUUGUGAUAUUAAAUCUGUACUUUCUUUUGCAACAAUUUAGUGGAUUAUAUGUGAUUAUUACUUAUGCUGUCGAUAUGAUUCAGAGAAUUGAUAUCAUGAUUGAUCCCUUCUUCAUCACAGUCAUAGUAGGAGUAGUUCAAUUAGUAGGCAACGUUAUAACUACAUUUUGUAGCAUGAGAAUUGGUCGUCGAACUAUUUCAAUCGUGUCCGGUGUCGGUAUAUCAAUUUCUUUAGGCGUUUUAACAACGUACCUGCAAUUUUUUGAGAACAUCGGUGUUACGGUUGUACCCCUCGUUUGCUUCCUUUUCUAUGUGGGAUUCGGAUCUUUCGGAUUUCUUAUGAUGCCUUGGUCCAUGAUUGGGGAAUUAUAUCCUACUAAAUACAUAAAUAUUCUGGGAUCACUUACCACUACUAUCGCUGUAUCAUGCAGCUGUAUCAUCAUACAAUUAUAUCCAAUGAUGGUAACGCAAAACAGAAAUGCCACCUUUUGCUUUUAUUGUAUAAUAUCCAUUAUUGGCACGUUUUUUAUAAUAAUUGCAUUACCGGAAACACGAGGAAAGACGAGAACUCAGAUAGAAGAAACUUUUAAAAGAAAAUUGCAGAUAGUAGAAACGACAGAAACUUUUAAGAAAAUAGAAGAUGUAUACUAAACUAUGUGCGCAAAUCACUG
This is a messenger RNA of Cyphomyrmex costatus, 1529 nucleotides long. RefSeq names its product facilitated trehalose transporter Tret1. Gene Ontology annotation, biological process: transmembrane transport. The coding region runs from base 1 to 1509 and encodes 502 amino acids. Lineage: Eukaryota; Metazoa; Arthropoda; Insecta; Hymenoptera; Formicidae. Gene Ontology annotation, molecular function: transmembrane transporter activity. The record is from RefSeq and is a predicted model, not a curated record. The transcript is spliced from 7 exons. Gene Ontology annotation, cellular component: membrane.